CUGUUACAGCUACGUUGGACUCCUACAAGCGCAAGAUAACAAGAUAAGGUUGUCUGCGGGACUACCGCUUGGUGGCAAGGGCAAAUCUAAAAUCUUGAAUCUUCUUCUGCCCUCCCCUAUUCCCCAAACUAACUUCUUUUUUAAUAAAGAAGCUGAUCACUGCUACUGCUGUGGUUGGAUCAAAAGUACAACAUAAAGAAAAGAAAAUGUUAGGUGCGCUCACUGCUUCAAGUCUAACACUGGGUCUGGGUGGUGCGCCUGCUCCAUUCACCGCCCAAUCCGGCAAUGGUGGCGCUGCCAAAACCUUAGCGUUGCCCACCUCCAGCAACAACAAUCGCACUCAAUUGUUGAUUAAGAGCUCAUUCACUUCCACUUCCAGGACCACACCAUCCUUUAGGACAGCCGUUGCUGCAGUUGACUCCGACCAGCUCACUCCCGACCAGCAACAAGCCAAAAAAUACUAUUUUGUUGUUGCAAAUGCGAAGUUCAUGUUGGAUGAAGAGGAGCACUUCCAAGAGCUCUUGUUUGAGAGGCUGCGGAACUAUGGAGAACGCAAUAAAGAACAGGACUUCUGGCUUGUCAUCGAGCCCAAGUUCUUGGAAAAGUUCCAUGACAUUACAAAGAGGUUGCGCAGGCCCGCUGUCGCUCUGGUUUCAACUAAUGGUCCCUGGAUUACAUUUAUGAAGUUGAGGUUGGACAGAGUUUUAUCAGAUAGCUAUGAAGCUGACAGUCUUGAAGAAGCUUUAGCCUCCAAUCCUACCACUCUGGAGUUUGAGAAGCCAGAAAACUGGGUGGCACCCUAUCCAAAGUAUGAAUUUGGAUGGUGGGAGCCCUUCUUGCCAAAUGCAGUUAAAGAAUCUAAAGUAUAGCAUAAUUGGCUCUCGAUUUUUGUGUAGUUGGUUUUGUUUCCCUAACAGAUUAAGGAUUGUGAUUGUGAUUGCAUAUGAGUUGGUACUUUGUAGAGACAAUUCAAAAUUUAUAAUUGUGGAAGUAACUGCCAAGCUAA
Messenger RNA from Theobroma umbraticum, 1006 nucleotides. RefSeq names its product YCF54. The record is from RefSeq and is a predicted model, not a curated record. NCBI's taxonomy places the organism in Eukaryota, Viridiplantae, Streptophyta, Magnoliopsida, Malvales, Malvaceae.